Puma concolor (puma) is the source of this 2352-nucleotide messenger RNA. NCBI's taxonomy places the organism in Eukaryota, Metazoa, Chordata, Mammalia, Carnivora, Felidae. The record is from RefSeq and is a predicted model, not a curated record.
AUGAACGCGCAGCUGGACGGCCUGUCGGUGAGCUCGUCCUCCACCGGCUCGCUGGGCUCGGCGGCCGGGGCGGGCGGCGGCGGGGGCGCGGGGCUGCGGCUGCUGUCUGCCAACGUGCGCCAGCUGCACCAGGCGCUGACGGCGCUGCUGAGCGAGGCGGAGCGGGAGCAGUUCACGCACUGCCUGAACGCGUACCACGCGCGCCGCAACGUCUUCGACCUGGUGCGCACCCUGCGCGUGCUGCUGGACAGCCCGGUCAAGCGGCGCCUGCUGCCCAUGCUGCGUCUGGUCAUCCCGCGCUCCGACCAGCUGCUCUUCGACCAGUACACGGCCGAGGGCCUCUACCUGCCCGCCACCACCCCCUACCGGCAGCCUGCCUGGGGCGGCCCCGACGGCGCGGGUCCUGGGGAGGUGCGCCUGGUGAGCCUGAGGCGCGCCAAGGCCCACGAGGGCUUGGGCUUCAGCAUCCGCGGGGGCUCGGAGCAUGGCGUGGGCAUCUAUGUGUCGCUGGUGGAGCCAGGCUCUCUGGCCGAGAAGGAGGGGCUGCGAGUCGGGGACCAGAUUCUGCGUGUCAACGACAAAUCCCUUGCCCGGGUGACCCACGCUGAGGCAGUCAAGGCUCUGAAGGGCUCCAAGAAGCUGGUGCUGUCUGUGUACUCAGCGGGGCGCAUCCCCGGGGGCUAUGUCACCAACCACAUCUACACCUGGGUGGACCCCCAGGGCCGAAGCAUCUCCCCGCCCUCAGGCCUGCCCCAGACCCACGGCAGCACCCUGAGGCAGUGCGAGGGUGACUCGAGGAGCACCCUGAACCUCCUGCAAGGCGGGGAUGAGAAAAAGGUGAACCUGGUGCUGGGGGACGGCCGGUCCCUGGGCCUCACAAUCCGAGGGGGAGCCGAGUACGGCCUGGGCAUUUAUGUCACCGGCGUGGACCCAGGCUCAGAAGCAGAAAGCAGCGGACUCAAGGUUGGGGACCAGAUUCUGGAGGUCAACGGGCGGAGCUUUCUCAACGUCCUGCAUGACGAGGCGGUCAGGCUGCUCAAGUCAUCCCAGCACCUGAUCCUGACGGUGAAGGACGUCGGGAGGCUGCCCCAUGCCCGCACCACUGUGGAUGAGACCAAGUGGAUUGCCAGUUCCCGGAUUGGGGACACCACCACGAACUCAGCAGGGUUUCCUGGGGAUCUUACAACGGAAGGGACAAACAAGCUGGGAUUUUACAAGGGCCCGGCUGGCUCCCAGGUGACCCUGAGCAGCCUGGGCAACCAGACGCGCCUGCUGCUGGAGGAGCAGGCGCGGCACCUGCUGAAUGAGCAGGAGCGAGCCACCAUGGCCUACUACCUGGAGGAGUACCGUGGCGGCAGCGUCUCCGUGGAAGCCCUGGUCAUGGCCCUGUUCGAGCUGCUCAACACGCACGCCAAGUUCUCGCUCCUGUCUGAGGUGAGAGGCACCAUCUCCCCCCAAGACCUGGACCGCUUCGACCACCUGGUGCUGAGGCGGGAGAUCGAGUCCAUGAAGGCAAGGCAGCCCCCGGGCCCUGGGGCCGGGGACACCUACUCCACGGUCUCCUGCAGCGACACGGGCUCAUCCACAGGCAGCCACGGCACCUCCACCACUGUCAGCUCGGCCAGGGAGCGGCUGCUGUGGCUAAUAGACCUGAUGGAGAACACUCUGGACCUGGAGGAAACUGGCGAGGCUGUCCAGGGCAAUAUGAACACCCUCCCAGAUGUUUCCCUGGAUGAUGUCAAAGCCACCUCCGAGGGGCUGCCUGUCUACAAGCCGCCGCCUCCCCCACCCCCUCUGGCCCAAGGCCACAGCCGCCCGCCUGAGCAGCAGAGGAAGCCAGGGAAGGAGGGCCUCCAGCCACCUUCCUCGGCGUCUUCCCACUCAGGCAUCGUCUUCUCGGCCCCUCGGAACCACAGCCCGCCAGCGGGCACUGCCCCUGCCCUGGGGGCCUCCUCAGCACAAGACUCGCCCUCCUCCCCCAUCUAUGCCUCGGUCUCCCCUGCCAACCCUGGCUCCAAGAGGCCGCUGGACGCCCGCCUGGCCCUGGUCAACCAGCACCCCAUCGGCCCCUUCCCGCGAGUCCAGUCACCGCCGCACCUGAAGAGCCCCCCCGCGGAGGCCACGCUGGCAGGGGGCUGUCUCCCGCCACCCUCCCCCUCCGGCCGGCCAGACGUGACGGGCACGAACCAGCACUUUGUCAUGGUGGAGGUGCACCGGCCGGACAGCGAGCCGGACGUGAACGAAGUGAGGGCGCUGCCCCAGACACGCAGUGAGUACCGGCCGACCCCGGGUGGGCUGGGCUCGGGGUGCCCGCCCCGGGGUCGUGGGGGCACCCAGUCCCCUCCAGGUUGA